This is a messenger RNA of Aureobasidium vineae, 1110 nucleotides long. The record is from the annotation of a GenBank genome assembly. Lineage: Eukaryota; Fungi; Ascomycota; Dothideomycetes; Dothideales; Saccotheciaceae.
AUGUCUGAGUCGCUAGGUCUGCUCCUCGAGAAGUAUUCGCCUGAAAAGAUUGCAGAGGUCGUCGAUGUCGUGAUGAAGAGGCAUCCUGCUACCUCUCAGAGAGUUGCCGUUGCUUCGACUACCACUACUUGUGUCCUCACAGUCACCGAGCGCAAGAAGCGUGCAAAGGACCCAUCGUUCCAGCAGAAGGACAUCUCUGGCUUCUUGACUCGCAUGUGGCAGAACGACCCCUUCAAGGCCAAGUGGAGCAUCCUCGCUAAGGCUUACUCAAUCAUCCGCGAGAUCAACACCAAGAAUGCUGCGCCUCUCGAAAAGUUCCUGGCGCUCACCUGCCCUUUGAUCGGCGUCAUUCCCAGAGACGACUACCUCGGCGUCAUGGGCUGGAGCAUCGUUGACACCGCUGGAGUCAAGGACAUGGAGCGCAUGUACACUCCUGACAUCUCUUCGUUCCCCGAGAACAUCCUGACCACCAACUUGUCCUCCGAGGAGAUUGUCGCUCACUGCCAGCGUGUCAGCUACGUUGAUCACAAUGACAACGACGUCGCUCGCAACCAGGGCUCGACUGCUGCAAUCGCUUUUGCUGCUCAGCCCAUGUCCGAGUCGGCUCCUGAGGAAAUUGUCGCUCGCAGCCAUCACGUCAGCCGCGUCCAGCAGAACAACAACAUGGCUCGCAACUUGAGCUCGGCUACCACCUUCGCCAGCAUGGCUGUUCAACCCAUGCCCAACGACACAUCAUCAUCUCCUCCUGUGUUCGCCUUCUUCGACGCUGAGUCGCCUUACCAGCAGAACCAGCAGAACGACCAUGACUUGUUCGUCGGUGGUACCACCAUCCAGGGCGCUCUGAACCAGAACAACAACAAUGCCGUGGGCGCCAGUGGUCCUGUCAGACAAGCCGUUCACGACCUCUCGAACCAGCAGUAUCCCUUCAUGGACGAGUUCGACCCCUUCCAGUCCGGCUCGCUUGACUUCGAUCCCUUCAGCAUGAACCAGGACGCCGCCUUCGCCAGUAACAGCAUCGGCACCUACCUUGCUCCCAGCAGCAACGACUUCCCCGAGACCUUCAACAUUGACGACCUGUUGAGCAGCGAGCUUUUCGACAUGACCCAGUAA